Molecule: messenger RNA, 1612 nt
Organism: Vespula vulgaris
Lineage: Eukaryota; Metazoa; Arthropoda; Insecta; Hymenoptera; Vespidae
Gene: mol
Product: dual oxidase maturation factor 1
Exons: 9
Coding region: 350-1519 (389 amino acids)
Biological process (GO): protein transport
Cellular component (GO): endoplasmic reticulum membrane
Source: RefSeq, a predicted model, not a curated record
ACGACGGUGGAUGAUGCUCUGCCACAAGCUGCUGCCUAAAGGCAUAGCGUCACCCGGACCGAAUUAGACAAGCAGAAAUAGCCCGAGUUAUUGCCGGCGCUAUUCUUUCGCUUAGCUAUCGCAGGUGCACGUAUCUCGAUAAGAAGGAUUCAUCGUUUCGAAUAUAAUCACGUUACCGGAAUCAUUUUGUCCUUGAAUGGCUUGAAGAAGAUCGUAGGAUGCAACGUGAAACUUGUCGGGUUACAAAAGCAGGGAGAAAUUACGAAGUAGUUUAACGAGAACACGCUGACGUUCGAAAUUUCACAAAGAAUAAAUACUAGCUCGUUGGUCUUCGUGAAAAUCCGUGAAGAUGAAGGGAUGGUUCGAUGCUUUCAGAAACGAUGGUGGACCGACUCUCUAUAGUUAUAGUAAUCGUACACCCGUCACUGGCGAUGUUGCUCUUGUUAUCGUCUUCGUUAUUUUCGGUACAAUAUUCACAGCUUUUCUAGUUAUAUUUCCUGGUAUACGGAAGGAAAGACUAACUACGUUCCUGAUCGUAACCCUGAGCCUCUUCGUUGGAGCUACGAUUCAAGUCGCUCAGUAUGGUUCAUCUUGGCACACCAGUUCGGCAACCAUCGUUAGUUCGUACAGCGCUUUCUCCAGACAUAGAACCAGAGCUCAAAUCGGCGGUUACAUUGGACUCAUGCAUAUCAACAUUACCUACAAACACCUACCAGACAGUGAACACACGAACGACGAUGUUGAGUAUAAUGAGAGAUUCUCGUGGCGGGGUUCUAAUGAAAUGACGAGUGCUUUCAAACAAGCGCUCUAUCAAGGAGCUCCCUUUCCAAUCGUUUCCCUGGCGGAAUAUUUUAGCCUUCAUCAGGAAGGAUUUUCUUGGGGUAGCAAAUAUCGUGAAGCUGGUUACUAUGCGUCUAUAAUGCUCUGGACGUCUUUCGCUUCUUGGUGUAUGAUGAAUUUAUUGCUUAUGGUCGUACCACGUUAUGGUGCAUACAGUAUGAUCAUGACAGGAUUGUGUAUGCUCUCCACAAACCUAAUUUAUUGGGCGUUACUACCUUGCGAACCGUUAAUUGCUCAUAUAGACGGUUCGAUUCUCGCCUUCGACAUGGGCUGGAAUUAUUGGUUGGUUUUGGUUGCAGGUAUCGGAUGUCUUUUCGCUGGGACAGUGGUGACAGCGAUCGAUUUGAUAUUUCCUCAUCAAUUUUCAACCAUACUCGAAGUUGAUUAUGACACUCCCUAUGACAGACAUGUUAUCAUCGAAGAGAGUUUCGAUACAAGAAAUGUUAGAAGAAAAUUGCCGAAAAUUGAGGAUUCCUUGGGCGAUCGUAUCAUGAGUCAGCUGUCGUCGAAGCUUCAAAACAGAAAUACGGAUCGAGAGGAUACGCAGGGUGUAAUAAAUAAAACUUAUGCUCCUCACAAAUCCUCUGACUUUCAACAAGAACGUAACAAUGAUGAUCCUAGUAAGAGCAAUUGGUCUUAUCCCUUUCCUCCGGCGCCAAGAAGGAUGGUGAACUCUUGAUAUUUGCGUUGAAUUUUAAAAGAAAUAAAUGUAUUUUAAUAUAUAUAUACGCAACUCGCUCAAUAAAAUUCGAAACUAGCUACGUAUACCUAA